Molecule: messenger RNA, 353 nt
Organism: Porites evermanni
Lineage: Eukaryota; Metazoa; Cnidaria; Anthozoa; Scleractinia; Poritidae
Source: the annotation of a GenBank genome assembly
UUCGGUAAUUUUACGAAUGGAUGGAUAAGCUCGGAAAAUGUGUUUGUUGCGCCUACCAGAAAAGGGGAAACGUUACCAAAGUGGGCCGACCUACUGAAAAACGAACUUUUCGUCGUCCUCGAGGAAGGAGAAUGCGAGAGCAAAUUAUUCUGGAGAAAGAGUCUUUCUCCAGAAGAGUUUGCUCUCCGUGCGGAACAAAGGUUAGAAACUUUGCCCCGGGAAACUGCACGGCGAUGCUUUCGCAAAUUAGAGAAGAACUGAACACGCCAACUGACAAUGAACAAUUAUUGCGAUUGAAAAGAAUGAGUAAAUCCCCUCAUUCCAAUCCAGGUCUUGGUGAUUUAGCUCGGUAA